Nelumbo nucifera (sacred lotus) is the source of this 1991-nucleotide messenger RNA. RefSeq lists its product as uncharacterized. The record is from RefSeq and is a predicted model, not a curated record. Gene Ontology annotation, biological process: biosynthetic process. Lineage: Eukaryota; Viridiplantae; Streptophyta; Magnoliopsida; Proteales; Nelumbonaceae.
GACGAUAAGAAGAAGAAGAAAAAAGAAGGGCGAUGGAACCUGUGCUUCCGCUUGCAAACUCUCUCUCUCUCUCUCUCAUCUGUGCUUAUUGGUUCUCUACCAACAAAUUACAAUUACAUCGCAUUGGCUGACACCACCACUCCACUGUCCACUCAUUCCUCAACUCAUUGUUGUUGGAUAGGCUAUACACUACAGUUAAGCCGCUACCUUUCUGUGUGUGUUAGUUGCCGCAAUGGUUGCAAUUUUUAUUAGAGCAUUGGAACUCUUUUUGAACUGCGAAUUUAAUCUAAUGACAUUUUGGCCAUGUCCGCCUUUCAGUUUUUGUAUGUGAAGGUUCUGAGAGUAGUGUAAAGAAAGGAGUUCUCCUCUGAUUCGUUUAAAUUUUCUGGGUUUGUUAGAGAGCAACUCUAGUUUUAAACGAUUCGAGCUAGGGGUUUAGAGAUCUAGUAUUAUUUUUUCUUCAAGAUGUGGAGUUCGGAAGAGAGAGUUGUUGCUGUGAUCAUGCUUGGUGGACCGACUAAAGGUACCCGGUUUCGGCCUCUGUCUUUGAAUAUCCCAAAGCCGCUUUUUCCAUUGGCAGGACAACCAAUGGUUCAUCACCCAAUUUCAGCUUGCAAAAGGAUCCCAGAUUUGGCACAAAUUUAUCUCAUUGGCUUCUAUGAAGAGCGGGAAUUCGCGUUAUAUGUCUCUUCAAUCUCUAAUGAAUUGAAAGUCCCUGUAAGAUACUUGAGAGAGGACAAACCACAUGGUUCAGCUGGUGGACUUUACAAUUUUAGAGAUCUGAUCAUGGAAGACAACCCGUCACACAUUUUUUUGCUGAAUUGUGAUGUUUGCUGCAGUUUUCCACUGCCAGGCAUGCUUGACGCCCAUAGGAGAUAUGGUGGGAUGGGAACAAUCUUAGUAACAAAGGUUUCUGCUGAAUCAGCCAACCAGUUUGGUGAAUUGGUUGCUGAUCCCACUACCAAUGAGCUGUUGCAUUACACGGAGAAACCUGAGACUUUUGUAAGUGAUCUAAUAAACUGUGGUGUGUACAUAUUCACACCAGAUAUCUUUACCACCAUCCAGAAUGUCUCCACACAACGGAAAGACAGAGCUAAUCUAAGGCGUAUGUCCAGUUUUGAAGCCCUCCAGUCAGCAACAAAGACCAUUCCUACAGAUUUUGUAAGAUUGGAUCAAGACAUCCUGUCGCCUCUUGCUGGAAAGAAGCAGCUAUAUAUAUAUAAAAACAUGGACUUUUGGGAACAGAUCAAGACUCCAGGAAUGUCUUUGAGAUGUUCUGCCUUGUAUCUUACACAGUUCCGGUUCACCUCUCCCCAUCUUCUGGCACAAGGGGACGGUGCCAAGAAUGCUACCAUUAUUGGUAAUGUUUAUGUUCAUCCAUCAGCAAAAGUUCAUCCAACUGCAAAGAUUGGUCCAGAUGUUUCAAUUUCUGCAAAUGCUCGAAUAGCAGCAGGGGUAAGACUCAUCAAUUGCAUUAUCCUGGAUGAUGUUGAAAUUAAGGAAAAUGCAGUUGUUAUACAUUCUAUUGUGGGGUGGAAAUCAUCCAUUGGUAAAUGGUCACGAGUUCAGGGUGAAGGAAAUUGCAAUUCCAAACUUGGGAUUACUAUCCUAGGAGAAGCUGUGACCGUUGAAGAUGAAGUUGUGAUCAUUAGCAGCAUUGUUCUGCCAAAUAAGGCUCUCAAUGUCAGUGUACAAGAGGAGAUUAUUCUAUAAUAAGGGAAAUUUGGUCCCUUGUUGGGCCUCCUUGUUACGGGGUGGAGUCCAGUUCCCUAUUUUAUUCCUAUUAUUACUGUUACCCAAGUGAUUUGUCAACUAGGCUCAAUUUGUUUGCAGUGUGAAUUUCAUUCGUAUUAAUGUAAAUGCAUGAGUGCAAAGAUGCUAAAUGCAAAUUCUGGUUUGCUUUUGCUUCAGAUUUGACUGUGUUGUUUGUUUGUGAGAAGGGAAAUAAGAAGUAAAACAUUGUCCCCGCCUUAUAUGGAGGAUAGACGUAA